Molecule: messenger RNA, 930 nt
Organism: Diachasma alloeum
Lineage: Eukaryota; Metazoa; Arthropoda; Insecta; Hymenoptera; Braconidae
Product: juvenile hormone acid O-methyltransferase
Exons: 5
Coding region: 47-871 (274 amino acids)
Molecular function (GO): S-adenosylmethionine-dependent methyltransferase activity
Source: RefSeq, a predicted model, not a curated record
CAAACACAUCGAAUAAUUUAAAAAUAACAGACCGAAUCAUUUAAACAUGAAUCAACCAAAGGAGUAUGCUGAAUCAAACCGUCUGCAGUAUCGUGAUAUAGAAGAGCUGGUUGAAGAAUUUCCUGAGGUGUUCAAGGAAAUGAAGGGCCGAAUUAUUGAUGUUGGAUGUGGCCCUGGAAAUAUUACGAAGGGUGUACUACUUCCGGCUGUGGGGGAAGACGCUAUUAUUAUCGGUGCUGAUCUAUGUCGUUUCAUGGUUGCAUAUGCAGAACAGCAUUACGCGGUGGAGAAUAAACUAUCUUAUCUUCAAUUAGACAUUCAAACCCCUGAAUUGCCCAAGAAUUUGAUUGGACAAUUUGAUAAUGCAACGUCGUUCUAUUGUCUCCAUUGGUGUAGGAAUACAAAGCUUGCGUUGGAAAACUUCUACAAACUCCUUCGGCCAGGGGGUAAAGCCAUCAUUUUGACAAUCUCGCAUCACAUGAUAUUUGAUGUCUAUUCGGAGCAGCGGGAAGAUCCAAUAUUUUCGGCGUACAUGCAGGAUUCCCUAGAGUUUACCUCUCCUCAACAUGGUCGUCCGGAUGCCGAAGAGAUUGUGAGAAAAGAUUUGAAUGAGGUUGGAUUCAAGAUACACUAUUGCGCUAACAGAUGGAAAACGUUUACGUAUCCAACGUUGGAUGCUUUCCUCGAUUUGGUGAUGUCUGUUAAUCCAUUUGUGAAACGACUACCAGCUGAUCUCCAAAAACCUUAUAGGGAAGACUUCGAAGAACGACUCAAAAGUAAAUAUCUUCCCAAGAAAGAUUACUCUAAUGGGAGCAGUGUGGAUUGCCGCAUUUCAUUACUCAUCGCUGUAUUUGAAAAACCUGAUCAUUAACGUGAAAUAGAAUUUGAAGAGGGUAUUUCAUUGAUGUAAACAGAAAUAAAUGUUCUAAU